AUGGGUUGUUUUAAAAUGGCGGUCCACUCGAACAUGGCGGUGCAUGGGCUGCUGCAGGCCGGAGCGGCCGGGGCUGGCGGCUCCGAGCAAGUACCGGGGGGUGGGCCAGAAAAUGAAAAUCAGAACCAGAUGGAUCUCUAUGAUGAUUUAAUUGAUGAUAUAAUAGGCGUACCUUUAGACAAUGGGUUCAACCCUAAAAAGGACAGUUGUAAUCUGCCAGAGUGCUCAUCAAGUGAUGCAAUUGCUUCAACGACUGAAGCUCCAGCUACCACAACUCCAUCCAAACCUUCCGUUCCGGGUAAGGUUGCUGUUCCACUUCUUGAGAGGAGUCUGCUGAUUGGCAAUCUGACAUGGUGGACAUCUGCUGAUGACUUAGUAAGUGCCAGUCGUUCUGCUGGAGUAUUUAAUGUUAAUAACAUCAGAAUUUAUGAAGUUCCAAAAGGUGGUCAAUCAAAAGGAUUUGCUAAAGUGGAUCUGAGUUCUGAUUGGGACAGUUACAGAUUGUUGGAAAUGAUCCCAAAGAGAAAAAUUCAUGGGAAGAUUCCUGAUGUACGGCCCUUUACCACAGCAAAUCGCCAGUAUUUUGAAACGCAGUUCAUACGUGCGGUCAAAAAAUCGAAGGCGUAUUCAUCAGGAAAUGAAGUAUUUAGUUAUGAUGGAAGUGAUCGUCAGUCUGCAUUUGAUUCUUUAAAAGAAACAGUUCAAGGGGAUUCAGCUCUUCAAGACCAGACCCCUUCACCAAUCGAACAGUCGGCAGUUAAACUAACAGCUUCGGUUGUUGGAAAUAAAUUCCAACCUGCUGCUUUUCUUUCUCCUAACUUUCUGUUACGAAACUUCAUUUCACUGGGUGUUUCAGCUAUGAGUAUUCCACGACUAGGUUUUGGUGGACAUGGUUAUCGUCAGUCGUUCCAGAUGGCUUGUGCUGCUCCUGCGCCCUUCAUACCACCAAUCAACCCCGGAUUUUUUCCUUUUCGCAACAACUUAUUUCCACCUAUGUUUAAUCCAUACAGAGCGCUUGCAAGGGAACCACAAUUUCAAGAGACCCUGCAAAGCAUGGAGAUCAGAAAAGAGCUUGAAAGAAGAGGGGCAAUUUUACCCAGUAAUGAGAGCAAAGAUGACUCUUCGGAAGAUUAUGGGAGUCUCCUUCGGCUUGUUUCUUUUGUAAAAAAGACCAAAUCAGUUACACCUGAUAACUACAGGGAUUCGUUAAAUUGUCCUCCAAGCCAGCUGCAUGGAACAGAAUUGAAACAAUUUUCUUCAGGAUUACGGGAGCUGGAAUAUCCAAGGCAGAGAGAAAAUCAGAGAUCUGGGGAGAGAAGCGGAUCUGUGAGGGAUCGCUCCAGGAGUCCGAGUUCCAGUGAUGGUCACUAUCAAGAUAAAAAAAUGGAUUAUGAUCCAGAGCGGCAACAAAGGAUUCAUUGUGAUUAUUCUCCUCGGAGGGAUCACCAUUCAGACCGAAGCCGAGAUAAAAGGGACAGCUAUGGUCUAGAAGGGCCUUGUGACUCUCUGAGAUAUACCUCUAGAAGUGAUGAUAUCUGGCAUGUUUAUUCAGAAAAGAGUGGAAAAGGACACGAUUACAGUGAAGAAAAAUAUCUUAGAAAAAAAGAAAAGGACAGAGAGUACGAGUUUUGAUGAACGGCCGCUCACUGGAUGUUAUUCGUUUCUCGUACCUUCUCUAAUAAACUCUAGAGAAAACCCCAGGAGAUUGGCAGUUCCUGAAAUACUCAAGUCACUUUGUCUGGCACCAACAAUCAUUCCGUGAACAGUGACUUAGAUCACACCUCUUCCUCAUUCUGAUGUUUGAUUUGAACAACAACUGAACCUCUUGACCGUGUCUGCAUGAUUUUAUGCAUUGAUUUGCUGCCGCAUGAUUUAUUCAUUUAGUAAGACAGUGUGGAGUCGGCCUUUCCAGCCCUUCGAGCUACACUGCACCAGCAACCCCCGAUUCACCUUAACGGAAUCAUGGGACAAUUCACAACGACCAAUUAACCUAUCUGGUACGUCUGGAUUGUAGGAGGAGACCCACGCAUUCCAUGGGGAAGAUGUACGGAACAGCGCUGGAAUUCAACCCUGAACUCUGGAAUGCCCCAGGCUGUAAUUGCGUUGUGCUAAUCACUGAUUAGAUUAGAUUGGCUGAUUAGAUAUUUGUAUUAAUGAGCAGGUUGUACCUAAUAAGUGGCCAGUGAGUGUAUGUUCUCGGGGUAUUGAUUUCCAGUAUUUCCAGUUGGGUAUUUAUUCACAUUUUUAAGUAACUUGCAAAUUAUCAAAUGGUUUGUAAUACAAAGCUUACAAAGACUUGAUAGGAUAGUCCAUUAGGUCUUUAUUUGUGAUAAGUUUGUUAACAGCGUAAUGUGUUCUAUGGUUGGAUUCUCACAAUAUUAAUGUCUUUUUAUUUAUAUCUGUUAUACUUUCCCUUGUAUCUCAGUAGUGUGACAGAAUCAGCUUUGUAUGAGAAAUAAUGUGCAUCUGUAUAAUUUGAGUAACCUUCAGUAAGUAUGAAUUCUAUUGGUUAAAAUAUAUCAAGGAGAAAAGCAUCAUGUUUGGAAAGUAAUUACUGUAAAUUUUUUUCAACUUUUUCCGUCUCUUGUCAAUACCUCAGUAUCGAGUGCAUGGUGAGGUGAUCAGGGCUUAUUUAGAUUUUUUAAAUAUUCUGAUGACCAAUCAAAUUAACUCAAGCCAUAAGUACAAAAACUGAAGCGUCUCGGCCUGAAAUCUUGACUGUGUACUCUUUUCUAUAGAUGCUGCGUGACCUGAUGAUUUCCUCCAGCAUUUUGUGUGUGUUGCUUUGGAUUUCCAGCAUCUGCAGAUUUUCUCUGUUUGUACAAAAGCUGUUGAUUUGUAUAGAGUAAGGAAAGUUUGCCACGUAAUGAAUGAGUGAUAUAUUUAAUGAAUUCAGAUGCUAGUUAUUUUUUGAUAGUUAAAGGUGCUAGUGACCUGCUGGGUGUGUGUUAACUCUCUUUGAAGUGAAUACUUCAGUAGCUUGUCCUUCAGCAUUUCCCCAUCACUGCUGUUGCUCUGUUUUUUCCCUGGUUUAUUGGAUUAAUUUUAAUUUGCAGUGUGAGAAAUACACUCCCUGGCCACCUUAUUAGAUACAGGAGUGGAACCCAGUGUGAUGCUGUAGUCCAUCCUCUUCAAGGUUUCAUGUGUUGUGCGUUCAGAGAUGCUUUUCUGCACCACACUAUUAUAAUGAGUGGUUAUUUGAGUUACUGUCAUUUUCCUGUUAGCUUGAACAAAUCUGCCCAUUCUCCUCUGCCCUCUCUCAGUAACAAGGCAUUUUUGCCCACAGAAAUGCCACUUACUGGAUGCAUUUUUGUUUACCACACCAUUCUUUGUAAACUCUAGAGACUGUUAUAUGUGAAAAUCCCAGGAGAUCAGCAGUUUCUGAGAUACUCAAACCACCCUGUCUGGCACCAGCAAUCAUUUCAUGAACAAAGUCACCUAGAUCACAUUUCUUCCCCCAUUCUGAUGUUUGGUGUGAACAAAAGCUGAAACUCUUGACCAUGUCUGUGUGCUUUUAUGCAUUGAGUUGCUGCCACAUGAUUGGCUGAUUAGAUAUUUGCAUUAAUAAGCAUGUGUACAGGUGUACUUAAUAAAGUGGCCAUUAAGUGUAUGUAUUUCCUUUAUAGUUCCUGGCAGAAGGCAUUGUCGUUCAUCACCUUCCACGUUUGUUCCCAGUUGGAAGUUAUUAUCCUACCCUCGCCCCACCCCCCGAUGUUAACAAUAAAUAGAUCUUAGAGGUCUGAAAGUUUGUUUAAUUCUUGCACUUCUUUGUAUCAUUUAUUUUUAUUUACAGAUACAGUUUGGUAUCUCUAAAUAAAAUUACAGCAAUGUGACCAAUUAAUUUACUAACAGGUAUGUCUUUGGAACGUGGGAGAAAAUUGGAGCACCUGGAGGAAACUGUCGUGUACCAUUCAGCUACGUCUUCUAAAAUACAGUAAGAACUAUAACAAGUUCAGAGUGGAUCACGUUAAUAAAUGCAUUUAUUUCUUGCAAGAGAACGUCUACCUCCUUAUGUUAAAUCG
Messenger RNA from Mobula hypostoma (lesser devil ray), 4022 nucleotides. RefSeq names its product cleavage and polyadenylation specificity factor subunit 7-like. The transcript has 10 exons. Gene Ontology annotation, cellular component: mRNA cleavage and polyadenylation specificity factor complex. NCBI's taxonomy places the organism in Eukaryota, Metazoa, Chordata, Chondrichthyes, Myliobatiformes, Myliobatidae. The record is from RefSeq and is a predicted model, not a curated record. Gene Ontology annotation, molecular function: mRNA binding. Gene Ontology annotation, biological process: mRNA alternative polyadenylation. The coding region runs from base 1 to 1632 and encodes 543 amino acids.